AUGGCAUCUACACCUAGACUCGCAGCCUUUGCCUUCCGGCGACCAAGCUUGACGUCCUCAAAGACAUGGUGUUCGAUCCCGCUCAAAUCACCUCAACAUCCCCCCCCCUCACCCAAGCGGCCCCUUCUUACCGUCGCCACCCUAAACGUCUGGUUCGACAACAAGAUGCACGGCUCGGUACGCUUCGCUGCUAUUCUCGACUGCCUCGUCGGGCUUGGAGCAGAUGUCGUCUGCCUACAAGAAGUUAACUCGGAGUUCUUGGCGAUGAUGCGGGCGCACAAGGGGGUGCGAUCCAAAUUUGGGUACUUUGGCGGUGGGGACGAAGGGGCGGAUAUCUCGCCUCAGACCUGGUAUGGCUGCCUCAUCCUGUUCAAUAGGGACACUGUCGCCGCAUCGGACAUGCGGGUGGAAUACUCGGACAGCCCCAUACCCCGCGAGGGGACCAAUCAAGGUCGACAUCUCCUCUAUGCUACCUUCUCAGGCGUUAAGGGCAAGCCUACCGAGGGCCUCGUCGGCUUCAAGGUUGGCACGUCGCACGUCGAGUCGCCCACACCCCAGCAUCGGAGCCAGGCGGAGCGGCAAAGGCAGCUUGGGGAGGCCAAGACCAUCCUCAGUGCGGGUGGCCAAGGGGCGAUCUUCUGCGGAGACACCAACGUCUCUCCCGAAGAUGAGGCGGCUUUCCCGGCAUCGCUCGACUGGUGGAGGGAGCACGAUCUCUGGCUUCGGGCGGCUCGUAACCACAAUAUUCCCACAUUCGGAGUCACUUACCCGGUCAAGGAAUCGCCCAAACGCCUCGACAGGCUGUUCAUGGUGGACCCCUCGAGGCCGUACGAGGUGGUCAAGGCGGAGCUGUUCGGAAAUGAGAGGGUCCACGUCAGUGAUGCGAGGUACGCUGGGAUGGUGGUGUAUAUGUCGGACCACAUCGGCGUGUACGCUUCUCAGAAACCCUCGUACCGCUAG
Molecule: messenger RNA, 960 nt
Organism: Dioszegia hungarica
Lineage: Eukaryota; Fungi; Basidiomycota; Tremellomycetes; Tremellales; Bulleribasidiaceae
Product: Endonuclease/exonuclease/phosphatase
Exons: 2
Coding region: 1-960 (319 amino acids)
Biological process (GO): double-strand break repair
Cellular component (GO): PML body; cytoplasm
Molecular function (GO): 5'-tyrosyl-DNA phosphodiesterase activity; single-stranded DNA binding
Source: RefSeq, a predicted model, not a curated record